AUGUACACACUAUCAACAGCAUUAACAACAUUGAAUUCGAUCAAUGUCACUACAAAUAAGAAUGACACGAUGGAUUUUGAGUCGUUGUCAUCAAGUCGUUCAUCCAAUAUUAUGCUGAUUCUGAUUCUGUCUGUUUUGUGCUUUUGUGGCGUUAUUUUCAUGAUAUUCGGUCCAAUGAUGCGUUCGGAAGCGAUGAAUCGUGUGCACAACGGUCCACGUGAUCCAAAUGCUGAACAUGGUCAUCAAAUGAUGGAUAGUAUGGGAUAUGUUGACGUAUAA
Messenger RNA from Adineta ricciae, 279 nucleotides. The record is from the annotation of a GenBank genome assembly. NCBI's taxonomy places the organism in Eukaryota, Metazoa, Rotifera, Eurotatoria, Adinetida, Adinetidae.